UGUGCAAGACUGUUUUGUUACUCUGCCACCUCUACAAUCCUUAAUUUGAUUUCAAUUUUUUAAUGGCAAAAGAUGGCAUGUUUUUAGUAUUUUGUCAACUCCCUUAGAGAUAUGCUCUCUCUCUCUUUCUGCACUCUUUGACGCAAUGCAAUGGCCUUGAUAGCCUCCAUAUUUAAACAUAAGCAACACCUUAUUCAUAUAAACAAUACCCCCCUCUCUCUCUCUCAGUGUGUGUGUGUGUGUGUGUGUGAAGAUGGAAAAGGAAGAACAGAAGUUGGAGGAGCAAGAAGCUGAGGAAACCAAUCCACUGGUGAGAAAUUCAAAAAAAAUCCCUGCAGAGAGUGAUUGGGUUCUUGACAAUGAAACAGAAGCCAUUAAUGGGGACAAGAAUUUUGAGGAAAAUCUUGUUUUCCAUCACAAUGCUUCAGGAAUAUGGAAGUGUCGAAUCUGCCCUUGGACGUAUGGCAAUGGAAGUGUCUGUGUUGAUCGGUUUCAGAAUCAUAGAGGACUGUUGCAUAACAUGACCAAUAUCAAAACUUUUAAUUUUGUAUAUGAAGGUUUAGGCGUUAAUCAUAUCGUGGAAGGUCCUGCGCUUACAACACAGGAUGCCUCAUCUCUUGAUCCGGUGAUUCAGUUCAAUGGUGCUUCUGUCAUAACCAAUCAACACAAGGAAGCGGUCAAGGAGAAUGGCGUUUCUAGUUCAGAUGUCAGGCAUUCAGACAGUUCAUCUCAAGAAGAUUUGGUUGCAAAACAUGUAAAACAAGUCUCGUCUCUUGAUCCCGCUGUUGAGUUCAAUGGUGCAUCCAUUAUUAGGGAUCAAUACGAGGAAGGUGAGGAGACUGAGGCGAAUGGCAUUAAUGGAACGAGUCAUGAGCCUUCCAAAGAGAUCGAGAGUGCAGAAACCGAGGAUGAUCUGGAAAUAACAGAGUUAGAUGUCGAAAGAGUCAUACGGAACCAAACCACACAUGAUCUGCAUUGUCCCAACUGCCACUCUUGCAUCACAAAGAAAGUUAUUCUCACCAAACGGAAGCGCAGAGUAAGGAUUUCCGAUGAGGAGGUGAAGCGUCCCAAAACAGGAACAGAAGCCACAGGGACUGUUUCGUCCGAGGACCAAGUUCAUCAAGAAGGGGAAGUUGGUGACCAAGAUGCCCAAACAGCACCUAUCGAUGAAGAUGACCGUGACAGAGGGGCGACUGUAUUUCGUUGCUUAUCAUGCUUCAGCAUUUUCAUUCCAACUGGUGAUGGAAUCAGAUUAUUCCGAUCAUAUGGUGGGAAAUGUGGGAAAGAAAAUGCACGGGGCGGUCAAGCACCAGAUGUAAAGAAGAGCUGGUUCGACAUGUUUAACCCGAAUAGGCAGAAAACACCAGUUGAGGAAGGAAGUAGUUCUGAGACGAAUGUGCAACAAGUUAGCUCAGGAAUUCUGUCGUCUGGCCCUGCUCGUGAAAGUGGCCGACCAUUAGUUUUAGAAGAUACUGCACACGAAGGCCGGGAUCUAACUCUUCCCGGCCUAGACCAUCUAAAACUCCCUUUGUUAGUAGAUAGUGAGAGGUCGGAUGAUAUGUUAGACGCGGAUCAGCAAAAGGCAUCAAAACCUAGCCGGGAAGUUCAAACCAGUCGAGACAAGGACAUCGUCCAGCUCCCACAACCAUCAGUUUCAAUGGCUGAAGACGCAGAUGGCACAUUGAAUAUCUCAGUAUCUGUUCCUCACGACGAGCAAGACGUUAAAGCCACAAUUGUGACUACAUCUGUUCUAGACAAGCCACUCAGAACUGGAAACACUUCAGAAAUAGGAGAUGCACCAGCUGCACAAGGUGAAGGCAAUGAUACCAGGAUAACAAUAGAUGCACAUCCACCUGCGACUGUAAUAUCUCCUCCGACAGCAUCCCAGUUGGGAACUCAAACUAGUACUGCUGAUCGAAAAGGGCGUGGAGCGAGAGAAGAACACAAAGUUGAAGUGAUUAAAAGCAUCAUCUACGGUGGGCUGGCAGAGACCAUGACUAGCCUUAGCGUCGUAUCAUCAGCCGCUGGUGGAGGCGCAGCCACAUUGAAUGUGUUGACUCUGGGAGCUGCAAAUUUGAUUGGAGGUCUUUUUAUCAUUGCUCACAAUCUCUGGGAUUUAAGAUGCGACCGCCUCGAGGAGCAGCUCUCCAACCAAAUAACCGAGCAGGCGGAUCGUUACAGGCAGCUCCUAGGCCAGAGACAGAAUUUCAUGCUUCAUGCUGUUGUCGCCAUAAUAUCAUACAUCUUGUUCGGAUUGGUGCCUCCGGUCGUGUACGGCUUCUCGUUCCACGAGUCGGACGACAAACAGUUGAAGCUUUUGAUGGUGGCAGUGGCUUCCCUUGUUUGCAUACUUGUGCUAACUGUUGGAAAGGCCUAUGUGCAGAGGCCUCCAAAGCCUUACUUGAAAACAGUCACGACCUUCUUGAUUCUUGGGAUAUCAGUCUCGGGCAUGUCGUACGCCGCUGGCAGAUUAGUCGAGCGCCUGCUGGAGAAGCUCGGUCUGUUCACGCCAAGCUCGGCAGCUCCUAACUUCCUUGUGCCGGAAAUGAGACCAGUUGGUUCAGGAUGGGCCUCUGACUGAGUGCUCUCUCUGUCUCUCUAUAGUCACAUGUUUUUGUUGGAGCUGGAAUAAGUUUUUGCUAGUUAUGGAACCCCUUUAUCUAGACCUCGUAAUUUUAUUUUAUUUAUCUUGUACUUGAUCUUAUUUUACAUAGGAAUUUCCAUAACUCUAGCCAA
Messenger RNA from Salvia splendens (bonfire salvia), 2736 nucleotides. RefSeq names its product membrane protein of ER body-like protein. Lineage: Eukaryota; Viridiplantae; Streptophyta; Magnoliopsida; Lamiales; Lamiaceae. The record is from RefSeq and is a predicted model, not a curated record. The transcript has 10 exons. The coding region runs from base 254 to 2581 and encodes 775 amino acids.